Molecule: messenger RNA, 2106 nt
Organism: Trametes versicolor FP-101664 SS1
Lineage: Eukaryota; Fungi; Basidiomycota; Agaricomycetes; Polyporales; Polyporaceae
Exons: 4
Coding region: 1-2106 (701 amino acids)
Source: RefSeq, a predicted model, not a curated record
AUGCACAGUCCAGAUCGCGAGUCUUUUAUCGACCUCGCGUCCCCCACGUUCUCUCCUCUCAACGCCGACUUCAAGAACUUCUCUAUACCCCAGCCGACCCAGAACGCACGCGCAGAACAGCCUAUCCCUUACGAUUCCAGCAACGAUUUCAGUCACGGCGAGUCCUCUGCCCGCUCUACGAAACCCCGUCUCCCGCGCCUCCUCCCCACCGGCUCCGACAAGCCCCCAAUCCCCACUACCCCUAAGCCUGACUUCAGCCGGCUAUCCCGCUCGGGACAGUCUGCGUCAGGCAAAGCGAGCAAGACGUCGCCCAAACACGGGAGCCCCAUGUCGACAUUCGCGUCCGACCUCGACCGCAGUCUGAGUGGCCUCACGACCACGAACGCGCUGACCCCGCGCGAGCGCGCGCAGCGGGUGCGGACUACGCACAAGCUCACGCAACUUUUUGGGCAAACGCCCGGCGUCUCCCCUAUCUCGCCACAGAACGAUGCGCACCUCCCGAACGGGUGCAUGCCGAUCCCGGGCAAUUUGGCGCUGAAUUUGACGGCGAAGCGCAAGCACUCCCACCAGCACCACCGCCCGGCGGUGAGUAUGUCUGAAGAAGUCGUCACGCCCGUGUACGAGGCGGACGAGAUGGUGUGGCCGCCGCCGGACAGCACGCGCUACGUGCCCGUCGCGGCGCGGCGACACUCGGCGCCGUUGAGCCCGGACGAGUUUGCUUUCAUGGUCGGGCCCGGCGGGCGGCGCUCGAACGAGUCCGGCGGGUCGCGGGCGUUCAGCGCCGGGUCUGCCGGGGGGCGGGACGACUCGUCGGUGAUUGAGAUCGGGACGGCGGAGGGGGACGCGGCGAGCGUGGCCGGGUCCGGGCGGUGGACCGGGCGGGGGGAGGGCCCGGGGUCUCCGAUGUCGUUCAUGGACCUGUCGGACGAGGAGGGCGGGCUGUCGGAGAUCCUGGCGGAGACGCCACGGGGGCCCCGGACACGGCAGAGGCUGUCGCCCGCCGAGCUGUCUGAUAGCCUCUCGAUUUCGGCGGAGGAGCUCGCGGAGGACGAGCGCCGCCGCAAGAGAGAAAAGCUGGCCAAGCUCCACCGCUUCCUCGGCUCCCGCGUCCCCCCGCAUCUCGUCCUCGGCACUCUCGACGAGGGCACCCCGCUCCCCCCGCUCGCUGCUCCCUCCCCCUCCACCCCGCUCGACGACGACGCCGCAGAGCGCAGGCUCAAGAUGAGGCGCCGCAGGAGCAGUUCCGCCGCUGAGUUCUCCAAGAAGUGGUCCGACGACAUCGACCGCCUCAAGGAGGAGCUCAACGAGCGCGAGAAGGCAAUCAAUGUCCGCCGUGCUGUCAAGAUGGAAAAGAUGUUCGGCGUGGCUCCCCCGCAGACGCUCUACCACACACGCGCUCCGACCUCGUCAUCAAACAGCCUCUCUGCUAGUACGAGCUCAAAGGCGCCGCCCUCCCCGAGGGCGGCCCCGCGCAGCCCGUCUGCCCCUACGUUCCGUCUCAACCCCUCCGACUCCGGGCUCGGACACGGACACAAGUCCAAGUCCAAGAAGAAGAGCGCUCGCCCAGGCACAUCAGACUCGUCUGAGCCGCUCAUCCGUGACGACAGCAACGACUUCGGUCUCCUCGACGCCAAACGGUCCUCCGUGUACAUGCACUACCGUCAUUCCUUGAACUCCCUCAACGACAUCAUUGACAGGGACGACCGCGAGUCGCUCGCCGAGCUGCACGACUACCUCACAGGCCCGCCCACGUCCCUCGCAGAUGACCUGACCGUUGUCACCCCGACGGUCAAGUCGGAGCGGCGGCGGUCGCUCCCAUCGCGCACCAGCAUCGCGUCGUUUACGUCCGAGAUCAGCCUGAUCAUCGCGCCCACGCCGACGGAGCCGUCGUUCCAGCAGCGCCGCCGUCGCGCCGCGAAGCUCACGCACUUCUUCGGCGUCGACUACCGCGAGCUCAUGAGCGAGAUCCUCGAGAGCAUCGAGAAGGGCCUCGAGGAGGAGCGCGGCCGGGGCACCCUCCGUCCGGACGAAGUCAGAGAUCUGCAGAAGACACUAGUGUCCCUGAAGACGAAGCGCAACAGCCUCCGCCAGGCUCACGCCGAGUGA